This is a messenger RNA of Diversispora eburnea, 969 nucleotides long. The record is from the annotation of a GenBank genome assembly. Lineage: Eukaryota; Fungi; Glomeromycota; Glomeromycetes; Diversisporales; Diversisporaceae.
AUGAGAGAAAAAAUUAUUCUCGCAAUUGAAAAUUAUAUCGAUAAGCAUCGCGAAAAAAUUAAAGAACGUGUUGAUAAAAAUGUAGAAAAACUUAAAGUUACCAUUAUUGAUAAACUUCCUGAUCAAAUUUUAGAAUUUAUUAAAAAGCAUUCAGAUGAUGGAGAUGGUCAUGAUACAUUUAUGGAAAAUGUAUUUCAAGUCAUAUCAAAUAUAGCAGAUCGAGUAUCUGAUGAUUUUAAAGAAGAUAUUCGUGAAAGUACUCGAGAACGUCUUGACGAAGCUACUAUAGAUACAUCUGAUCGAUUAACAGAUAAAAUAAUAAAAGAAUCAAAGAACGCAGUUAGAGAUGUUACUAGUAAAGAUGAUGAUGGUGAAUCCUGGUGGAGUAAUAUUGAUUUAUCAUUUUUGAGAGGAGGUAAAGAAGGAAUAAUUACCAAAAUUUUAGAAUUAGCAAGACCUCCAAUUAGAAAAUCUGGUGAAGAAGUUAACAGAAAAGUUAGUGAAAAAAUACCAGACAACGUUAAAGACAAAUUGUGCAGUAAAUUUGGAUUAACUGCUAAAAAGGAUAGACAAAUUCAAGAAGAAAUUCAUGAACGUGGAAUUUCAUUAUCAAAACAUGGAAAAGAAGAAGAUGGUCAUAUAAUUUCAAAAUUUUUUAAUUCUUUAAUUCACAAAGGUGAUGAUGAUGGAAAUAAAAAUGAAGGUGCUCGUUUAAAUAUUAUAGAUAAACUUUUCGCGAAACUUCCCGAUAAAAUUCAAAUUUUUUUAGAACCUCAUGUCAAAGAAUUUGAAGAAAGAUUGAUUGAUCAUUUAAAUACCGAAUUACGUGAAAAUAUAUUUAAAGAUGAUAAUUUCUUAGGCGGGAUUAAGGGUAUUCUUGGUAAAUUUGGUGAUAAAGAUGGAGAUGGAAAAAAUGAUUUGUUAGAAGGAGUUCACAAUGUAGUUGGAUCUUUGUUUCGAAAAAAAUAG